GAUGGAUUAGAGCUGUGGCGUUAAUGUGUAGCGCAGCUACCGCAGGCUUGUCUGUAGUUGUAGGGCAGGUGACAGAACAAGGGACGGGACGAGAUACAGAACAGGGACCUGAGACGCUGCCGAGUCAUGGUGGAGUCAAAUGAUGAGCUGUACGGAGAGUACAGGGAACAACUGGGAAACUUCGCCCGACGGGAGGCGGCCCGUUUGCUGAGAGAGAGACAAUGGCGCAGACAGGCAGGAGAGAACAAUGCCACGACGGCACGCAAAGGGGCCGGGCGGCGGCAUCAACAUCAUCAUCAUCAUCCCGUCUCCUUAGAGUCACAUCACAGUCACCAGUCAUCAUCCACCAACAAGCCACACCCUUACUCCAAAUGUCAAGAUUGUUUGGCUCGUGUGAGGCGGUACAUCGUGACCAAGAUGGGCGAGGACUGGAUCUUCCUGGUUCUCCUGGGCCUGACCAUGGCGCUGGUCAGCUGGAGUAUGGACUACGCCAGCGCCAAGAGCCUACAAGCCUACAAGUGGAUACAUGGGGAGCUGAAGGGCAACGUGGCGCUGCAGUACCUGGCCUGGAUUAGCUAUCCCAUGAUCCUUGUCAUGUUCGCUUCGCUCUUCUGCCACCUGGUUUCCCCGCAGGCCAUCGGUUCCGGUAUUCCUGAGCUUAAAACCAUCCUGAGAGGGGUGGUCCUGAAGGAGUAUCUGACCUUGAAGGCAUUCGUGGCGAAGGUCAUUGGACUGACAGCGGGUUUAGGCAGUGGGAUGCCGGUGGGCAAAGAGGGUCCAUUCGUUCACAUCGCCAGUAUCUGCGCCGCAGUCCUUAGUCGCUUCAUGUCCAUCUUCUCUGGCGUCUAUGAGAACGGCACCCAUAACCAGGACCUGUUGGUGUGUGCGUGUGCUGUGGGAGUGGCCACUUGUUUCGGUGCCCCCAUAGGAGGGGUGUUGUUCAGUAUUGAGGUCACGUCUACCUACUUUGCAGUGAGGAAUUACUGGCGGGGAUAUUUUGCCGCCACAUUCAGCGCCUUCAUAUUCAGGGUGCUCUCUGUGUGGAACAAGGAUGCUGUCACAAUAACUGCUCUCUUCAAAACCAACUUCCGCAUGGAUUUCCCCUUUGACCUGCAAGAGCUGCCAGCAUUUGCAAUAAUAGGGAUCUCAUGCGGCUUCUUAGGGGCGUUCUUUGUCUACCUGAACAGACAGGUGGUUCUGUUCAUGAGAAGACCGACGGCGCUCACACGCUUUCUGACGAAGCAUCGGUUGAUCUAUCCAGGCGCAGUCACACUGAUCAUCGCCACCUUCACAUUUCCUCCAGGAUUCGGACAGUUUAUGGCAGGCGAGCUAAUGCCCCGAGAGUGUAUCAACUCACUUUUUGACAACUUCACUUGGACCAAAAUCUCCCCGUCAUCGCUUCCUCCCGGCUUGGGACGCUCCGCCGUGUGGCUUCACCCUCAAGUCAGCGUUUUUGUCAUCCUCCUCCUCUUCCUUGUCAUGAAGUUCUGGAUGUCAGCAGUUUCCACCACCAUGCCCAUCCCCUCAGGCGCCUUCAUGCCAGUGUUCAUAUUAGGAGCCGCUUUCGGUCGCCUCGUAGGGGAGAUCAUGGCCACGUUGUUCCCAAACGGAAUCCUAUUUGAUGGGAUUGUGUACCGCAUCCUGCCGGGAGGUUACGCCGUCAUUGGUGCGGCGGCCAUGACGGGAGCCGUCACGCAUACAGUUUCCACCGCCGUGAUCUGCUUUGAGCUGACGGGUCAGAUUUCUCACAUCCUCCCCAUGAUGGUGGCGGUCAUUCUCGCCAACAUGGUGGCUCAGGGUUUGCAGCCUUCACUCUAUGACUCCAUCAUCCAGGUGAAGAAGCUGCCCUACCUGCCCGAGUUGGCCCUGGGUCACAUCAGCAAGUACAACAUUUUUGUGGAGGACAUCAUGGUGCGGAAGGUCAAGUUCUUGUCGUCUCGCUCUACCUAUCGUGAACUGAAUCAUCUGCUGGAGACCACAACAUUAAAGACCAUCCCCUUGGUUGACUCCAAAGAAUCCAUGAUUCUCCUGGGCUCCAUCGAGAGGACGGAGCUUCAAGCCGUCAUCGACUGGUGGCUCUCAACAGCCAGGCGGGUCUUUGAAAGAGGUCAGGGUUCUCCAGCCCAGGACUCCAAAAUCAGCUGGGAAUCGUUCACCUUUGUAGACGAGGAGGGUGGAGAAGAGGUCGCGGAGAAGAGUGGAGCGGUCCCAGAUGAAUGUAACGGUCCCAUCCCGUCUUCGAAAGCUCAGGAAACCUCCAGCAAUCAUACAAGCUCAGACAAGCGUAAAACACCUUCUGUCAAGAGGACUCUUCAGAGACUCUUCUCCUCUUCGUCAUCGACAGGACAGACUGACACUCAGGAGACACCAGCCCCAACAUUAAAUGACACCAUGUCCCCAGAGGAGAUCAAAGCCUGGGAGGAGACCGAGAUGGACAAACCGAUGGACAUGGAACAGAUCCGCAUUGACCCCUCCCCUUUUCAGCUGGUGGAAAGAACGUCUUUGCACAAGACCCACACACUGUUCUCUCUGCUGGGUCUCAGUCACGCCUACGUCACAAGCAUUGGCAAGCUGGUGGGUGUGGUCGCACUCAAAGAGUUACAGAAAGCCAUCGAGGGCUCAACUCGGAGCGGCGUGCGCCUCCGUCCGCCAUUGGCCAGCUUCCGAGACGCCAGCAGGAAAACCAAGAAGCACCAGCCUCCUUCCUCCACCCCUUCCUCUCCCACGUGGGACAGAGACCUUUGGGGCGAGGGCAGCAGAAGAGAGGGGGAGCUGGCCAGGAAGGAGUCCAAGGAGGAUUCCAGAGUAGAGAUGUCCGCCUGUGACGCUCCCUCCUCUUUUGGCACCACGGGGAGCGGUGAAGGUGACUCGGUCACCACUCACGAGCCGGUCUUACCUUCCACUUCCUCCCCAGUCUCGGCAUCACCCACAGAUUCUCCCAGCUCACCCUCCAGUCCUGUCCUCACGCUGUCCUCUCUGCAGGAGGAGCGGGAGAGCGAGGAGUCGGACGAGCCCAUCUAGGAAUAACAAACUUUGUUGCUGGGUGAUGUUCCUCAAACUUUUUCUACUUUUUUUUUUUCAUUUUUCAAAUCUCAGGUGCCUUUUUUGUGUCUUUGACAAACGUUUGGCUCCUUCAUCUUCAUCUCUGUCCAUCUAUAAGUUGAUCCAUGUGUCUGCUUAUUCUCACUAGGAUCCUCCUUAAAAGACUUGCAGACGUUUAUGUUUAUGAUGAUGGAAUAUUAUAUUGAAAUAGACUUAAUUUUACUGACCUCCAGGAGACAGUUAAUGUUAAUUUAAAUUCAUGAUUCACUUAAAUAUAUAUUAAAAUCAUCUAUAAUGAUCUGUAAUUUGUAAAAAUAAUAAAAGGGGAUAAAUGGUUACUCAUUUAUUACAUUUUGUGAAAAUAAAUGUAUUAAUUUUAUAAAUUUUGUCUAUUUUAAUUCUAUUAUUCUGAUUUUUUUUCUAUUAUCGGCAACGGUGAAAACAAUCGAUAUAUAUUUUUUUGAAAAUUAAAUAUUACUUUUAAUGGGAGGAGAGAAUUUUUGAUUGUGUUUUCACAGAGUUGUCAUAGCAGACGUCUGCGUGGAUUAUCUCAAAUUCCCGUACCUGAUGUCGUACUUCUUGAGACAGACUGGUUGAGACUGAUUCAACAGCGCCUCUACUGGUUGCAGCUGAGUAGUGCAUUUUGCCUCUAUUGCUUCGAGACACAAUUACACAACUGCA
Doryrhamphus excisus (bluestripe pipefish) is the source of this 3723-nucleotide messenger RNA. RefSeq names its product chloride channel protein 1. NCBI's taxonomy places the organism in Eukaryota, Metazoa, Chordata, Actinopteri, Syngnathiformes, Syngnathidae. Gene Ontology annotation, biological process: chloride transport; transmembrane transport. The record is from RefSeq and is a predicted model, not a curated record. Gene Ontology annotation, molecular function: voltage-gated chloride channel activity. Gene Ontology annotation, cellular component: plasma membrane.